GGGAUGCUGGACAGGCUGGGAAUUGCGGCAGGAGCAGCUGCCAUGGGAUCCAGCUCUCCAUCCCAGUAUCAACCACCUUUCCCAGCCUGGCAGAGCCUUGCCAGCCCCACCGACGGUGAAACCCGGCCAUGGGAAAGGUCAAGUGCCUGGCCCGAGGCUAAAAGGCACUCCCGGAGCCGGGAUUAACCCCCCUGCCCGCCUGCCAGGCAAUCCGGGUCCCGGCUCAUUAGCAUCGCUCAUUAGCAUCGCUCAUUAGCAGCAUCACUUCGGAAGAGCUGGGAAAGCUCCCGGGGAGCUGCAGCAGCCCCUGGAGCUGGGAGAAGCCACUCCCAGGACCUGCCUCUCCGCCACGGGGAAACUAUUUAGGGUGGAGAAGCUCGGGGAGGGCUCCAGACGCUGGAGGUGUCCGCUCUGUUAUACCGCAGAGAUGAGCCAGGCCAGGCCUCGCUAUGCCAUCGAGCGUCCUGCCUACUCCGUCAGCCUCUUCGACGAGGAGUUUGAGAAGAAAACCAGAACUUAUCCCGUCGGGGAGAAACUGAGAAACCUCUUCAGAUGUUCAGCCUCCAGGUUCAAGCUCACCCUCUUCUGCCUGUUCCCAAUACUGGCCUGGCUUCCCAAGUACAGAAUCAAGGAUUACAUCCUGCCCGAUGUGCUCGGCGGGCUCAGCGCGGGGACAAUCCAGGUGCCACAAGGGAUGGCAUUCGCCCUCCUGGCCAAUCUGCCUCCUGUCAACGGGCUCUACUCCUCCUUCUUCCCCCUGCUCCCCUACUUCUUCCUCGGGGGCAUCCAUCAGAUGGUGCCAGGGACUUUUGCUGUCAUCAGCAUCAUUGUUGGCAACGUCUGCAACGAGCUGGCCCCGGAGUCGGACUUCCAGUACUUCAACCACACCACCAACGAGACCAGCAUCAACACCAUGGCCCUGGAGGCGGCCAGGCUGGAGAUCUCAGCCACCCUGGCCUGCCUGACAGCCGUCAUACAGCUGUGCCUGGGCUUCCUGCAGUUCGGCUUCGUGGCCAUCUACCUGUCCGAGUCCUUCAUCAGGGGCUUCAUGACGGCGGCGGGGCUGCAGAUCCUCAUCUCCGUGCUCAAGUACGUCUUCGGCUUGACGGUCCCGUCUUACACCGGGCCCUUAGCUAUCGUCUACACAUUCAUUGACAUCUGUAAAGGUCUGCCCCAAACCAACCUGGCCUCCCUGGUCUACGCCUUGGCCAGUGCUGUGCUCCUGAUCGUUGUCAAGGAGCUCAACCUCAAGUACAUGAAGAAGAUCCGGAUGCCCAUCCCGAUGGAGAUCAUCAUUGUGAUUGUUGCCACCGCGGUCUCCGGCAGCUUCAACAUGCCCGACAAGUACGGGAUGCCAAUAGUGGGGAAGAUCAGCAUGGGGUUCCCACAGCCCACCCUGCCCCUGGUGAGCAAGUGGAAGGACAUGGUGGGCACGGCUUUCUCGCUGGCCAUCGUGGGCUACGUGAUCAACCUGGCCAUGGGGAGGACCCUGGCAGCCAAGCACGGCUACGACGUGGACCCCAACCAGGAAAUGCUGGCCCUGGGCUGCAGCAACUUCUUUGGAUCCUUCUUCAAAAUCCACGUGAUCUGCUGUGCUCUCUCUGUCACCCUCGCCGUGGAUGGGGCAGGAGCAAAAUCCCAAGUGGCAAGUUUCUUUGUGGCUCUGGUGGUCAUGGUGACGAUGCUGUCCCUGGGAAUCUACCUGGAGCCUCUUCCAAAGUCUGUGCUGGGAGCCCUCAUCGCCGUGAACCUGAAAAACUCCCUCAAGCAGCUGGCUGACCCCUUCUACCUGUGGAAGAAGAGCAAGCUGGACUGUCUGGUCUGGCUCGUGAGUUUCCUGUCCGCUUUCUUCCUGAGCCUCCCCUACGGCGUGGCGGUGGGCGUGGGAUUCUCCGUGCUCGUUGUGGUUUUCCACACCCAGUUCCGCAAUGGCUCUGCCCUGGGCCAGGUGACUUCCACCGACAUCUACAAGAACCCCAAGACCUACAACAAGGUCCAUGAAAUUAAUGGGAUUAAAAUUGUCACCUACUGCUCGCCGCUGUAUUUUGCCAACUCAGAGAUAUUCCGGGAGAAAAUUAUAGCCAAGACAGGGGUGGAUCCUGGCAAGGUGUACUUGGCCAGGAGGAAGUUUGUGAAACAGCAGGCAAAGGGCACAGCACAACCACCAGCAAAGCUCCCGAAAUUCCUGCUGAAGGAGAGCAAGACCUUGUCUUUGCAAGAGCUCCAGAAGGACUUUGAGAGCGCCUCUCCAACAGACACCAACAACAACCAGACCACUGCUAACGGUGCCAGCAUCUCCUACAUCACAUUCCACCCUCCUGCCCAGGGGACUGGGCUGGGGCAGAGCCCCGGGGAGCUGGGCAGCAGCAGCAGCACCUUCACCGACCCCGUGCUGACAGCACCGCCCUACAUCAGCUUCCACACCAUCAUCCUGGACAUGAGUGGGGUGUGUUUUGUGGACCUGAUGGGCACAAAAGCGCUCAGCAAGUUGUGUUCCAGUUACCAGAAGAUUGGGAUUAAAGUCUUCUUGGCAAAUGUGCAUGCCCAGGUGUACAACGACAUCAGCACAGGGGGAGUCUUUGAGGAAGGAGGCCUGGACCGAAGUCACAUCUUCCUGACCAUCCACGAUGCUGUUUUGUUUGCACUGGCCAGCAUCAGAGAAUUUGUCCACCCUCCCAUCUUGGAAGAGAGGCAGACCCAGACAGAGCUCUCCAUCUAUGAUGAAUCUGUGGACGAGAGCAGUGCAGAGUACAGGAACCUGGAGGAGGAGAUGUUUGGAAGCAUGUUCCACUCAGAGAGCCAGACAGCUCUGUGAGCACAGCCAGCACCAGGCAAACCCUCCAGAACUGGCUCCUCUCUCCCACUGGAGACCUCUGCUUCUACCUGGGGAUACACAGCGGCUCUGCAAAGAGGCCAUCACCCUCUGGAGCUGCCAGAUCCCUCCCUUCUCCCUGCUUUCACUCGGAUCUGGAGCAGGAGCAGCCUGGGGAAGCUCGGGAGAUGCCAUCUCUGGGACUGCAGAAGUGGAGCUCGGCUCAGGGGACGUUCAGCCACCCCUUUGUCCCCCACCAUCCUUCUGCCCACGCUGGAAUUGCAUCAUCUGGGCAUCCUGCUCCCUCCCUUUCCCCGAGGAAGUGAAAUACAAAGCUGAAAAGCCUUUUUGGGGCUCGGCUCCACGAGGUGUGGCAGUGCUGCUGCUCUCUGCUGUGCACCCUGAAUUUCCCUGCGGGUCUCUGCAGCCUCUGCCUCUCCUCUUCUGCAUCCCAGCAUCCCAAAAAACACUGCCUCAAACCAGUGCUCUAUUUCUGACACCCCAAAGGCCUCAGGACUUUCUCAGCAGGGCUGAAUUCUGAAAUAACAUGAUUUUUUUUUCCUUGCUAGCACAGGCUUGUACUCAGAAAUAAGACUUCCUCAUUACAUUCAGGUUGUCCUGCCUGCUUGGUGGGUUGAGCACAUGAAAACAGACUUUUAAAAUAUUUGAAAAUGCUGUUUCUAUUUUAAUACUCUAAAAAAAAAUAUUACAAAUAUAUAAGCAAGCUUUAGUGUACGGCUUUGAAGUGCACAGAUAUUAUUGAGCUGAUUGCUGAAGGCUUCCUGGGAAGAGGAUGUGAGGCUUUCCUGCAGCUCCCAGAUGUCUCAUUUUUAAGGAAAAUAGAACUUUUUCAACCAUCCUUGACAGAGUCACUAAAGCAAACAACAGCAGCCCCCUGCCAGUUUGGUUUUAUGUAACAUCUCAGUAACCAAGUCACCAUUUCUCUACCUCAAUUUCUGAUUAUGUGGUGCAGGAGAGAGUAAUAAAACCAAAGGAGGGCAGAAAACCCCACUAGCUGAUGCUUAUUACUCGUUUUAAUAUAAAACAACAGUGGUUUCUCCAGAAAUCCCCGUGUAUAUCUUGUUUUAGGAGGUAAAAUCAAGAGAUUAAACCUCUUGAAUUACCCUUGAGGGUGAUUCCUCAUGUCCUUUUGUAAUGCCUGAGUGCUCCUUUUAAAAUUUAAAAUUUAAUUUUAAAAGAAAGGCAGAACAGAAAUAGGUGCAGAGCAACAAGAAACUGCCCUGAUCAAUAUUUUUAUUACAUUAUUUUUUAUUCACAUUAAAAGAGGGAAGUUUCAAUUCCCAGCUCUUCAGGAUUUAUUACAGGAGUCGAUUUCCCAGCCUGGGGUCUGACGGGCCAAAUGCAGGAAUCCUCAGAGCAGAGGCAUGAAGAAAAUUGUAUUUCCUAAACUUCCUACAAGAAAUGGGGUGGGAUGUCACGAGAAAACAGCAGCAGCAGCAAAUCAUGACCCAAGCAGGAGGAAAACCACAUUUCUGCAGCCAAAUUCUGGCUCAGUUCUGGCAAUAAAUGUUAACACCAGCAGGCAAAUGGCACGGCUGGAAGCACAGGGUGGCCAAAGUCAUAAUUCCCAAGUGCCUGGGCAGAGAAUAAGGGGAGAUCAAAGUCGUGCUGGUGAAAUAUUUUCACUUCUGGUAAAAUAUUCCCUUUAUUGCCCUUAAGUAACAGUGAGGUUGAUGUGUUUUGGCUCUGAAGCCUUACUUGGUAAAUGCAUGAUGUAUAAUCCGCUCAGAAAUGUUUGUAAUUUAUUUAAUUUAAUGUUGGUUUCGUUCUUUUUGUUUUUAUAAUAAAGAAUGUGUGAAUAAUCA
Parus major (Great Tit) is the source of this 4638-nucleotide messenger RNA. RefSeq names its product solute carrier family 26 member 9 (gene SLC26A9). Gene Ontology annotation, cellular component: membrane. The record is from RefSeq and is a predicted model, not a curated record. Gene Ontology annotation, biological process: transmembrane transport. Lineage: Eukaryota; Metazoa; Chordata; Aves; Passeriformes; Paridae. The transcript is spliced from 21 exons. Bases 428 to 2815 code for a protein of 795 amino acids. Gene Ontology annotation, molecular function: chloride transmembrane transporter activity; sulfate transmembrane transporter activity; bicarbonate transmembrane transporter activity.